Hippocampus comes (tiger tail seahorse) is the source of this 1509-nucleotide messenger RNA. RefSeq names its product THAP domain-containing protein 6. The transcript has 6 exons. Lineage: Eukaryota; Metazoa; Chordata; Actinopteri; Syngnathiformes; Syngnathidae. The record is from RefSeq and is a predicted model, not a curated record. The coding region runs from base 392 to 1345 and encodes 317 amino acids.
ACAAUUUACUGCAGUCAUGUUUAAACGGUGACAGGAAUGAGCUAAUACUAGUAUCGCUCCAGGCUUUGUUUUCGUUUGAUAGAAGGCGGUGUUUUCCUCUUAUAUCCGUUAAAAAAACAUUCCGAUAACAUUGGAUGUCCCGACACGGUCCCUGUUGUCAGAUGGGCCGAUGUUGCGGAAACACGUCAACAAAAAUAAAAUAAAGCGGAAGUAAACACUUUUACACUCGCACGUCAAAUCCGUCGCCAUCUUUUCCCGGGCAAAAUAGACCUCGUGAACGUGGUUUUGGCUCCCGAACGCAAUCCCACGUAGAUUUCGCAAAAAAAAAAAAAAACCCACACAAAAUAAACACCAAAUACAUCCUUUGCAAGCUUGACUUUUGAAAGGAAAGAUGCCCGACUCGUGUGCAGCAUGGGGAUGUACAAAUCGCCGCACAGCCCAAAGCAAAUUGCAGGGAAUUACCUUUCACAGGUUUCCAAAAGAGAAGUUCUUGAGGAGGCAGUGGGAAGUGGCAGCAAGGAAGAGAGGUUUCUCCGCCACCAAGUCAUCGGUCCUCUGCAGCGAGCACUUCAAACCCGAGGACAUUGACGCCACAGGCCAGACUGUCAGGAUUCGGGAGGGAGCCAAACCUUCUGUCUUCAGCUUCCAGUCGCCUGUCCAAAAACAAGUGUUUACCAGGACAACGCAAACCUCCAAGAAAGCUCGAGAGUCAGUGGCAUCUGUUGGUUCAAAGAAUCUGCCGCAGACUGAAUCACCACUACUACAGCCAUCCCCUCUUUCUGAUGUUGACCACUGCUAUGCGCUGCCCUCGUCUCCUGCCGGUCUCAAGGCCCGACUGACAGAGGCCCUAGCGAGGGUGGAGGGUCUAGAGCGCGAGCUGAGGAACGUGAAGGACCGAGAACGGCGGGCCAAGAACACAGUGUUUGGUCUUUUGGAGGAUCUGAGGGGAAAGAACCUCAUCAACGAAGAGCUCAGAGAGAAGCUGGAUUCAUACUCGGGUCUGCCAGUCCACCUGUUGUCCAAACAGGGCAACGACUACACUCGAGACCAGAGAGAGUUUGCCCUCACUCUCCACUUACAUGGUCCAAAAGCUUAUGACUACCUGAGAAAGUCUCUCCACCUCCAAUUGCCACACCCACACACUCUUCAAAGGUGGAUGAGCUCCGUAGAUGACAAGCCUGGGCUUGAUUCAGUGUUGGAAAGAAGCGGCGAAGAAGAGGCUGAGGAUGAAUGUGAGACCCUCGCUGACACAGAAACCGAUAUUCAGCAAAAUAUAAUACAUGUAAUCUGUUUAAAAGAUGUGGAAACAGUCCCCCAGUCAGAAGACAACACAGGAGUAUCAUAAAACUUGCAGUAUUUUAUUUAUUCUUUUUUUUUUUUUUUUUUUUUUUACAAGAUUGACCUCUAAAAUGUACAUAGACUGUUAAUAAGAUUAUAAAUGCUCAGUGCAAUUUCUUAUUUGUUGGAUUUUUGUACCACGGAAUUAAAGUGAAGCUUGAUUUUUUUUUU